Branchiostoma floridae (Florida lancelet) is the source of this 5000-nucleotide messenger RNA. Its product is annotated as adenosine receptor A2b-like. Gene Ontology annotation, molecular function: G protein-coupled adenosine receptor activity. Gene Ontology annotation, biological process: G protein-coupled adenosine receptor signaling pathway. Bases 1380 to 2627 code for a protein of 415 amino acids. The record is from RefSeq and is a predicted model, not a curated record. Lineage: Eukaryota; Metazoa; Chordata; Leptocardii; Amphioxiformes; Branchiostomatidae. The transcript has 2 exons. Gene Ontology annotation, cellular component: membrane.
UGCAAAGAUCACAUCCUCUCCUUUCCUUGGACUCAAGAACUAGUUUCCUCUAACAGGAAGAAGACUCUGCUUUUUUUAGCACAAAGUUCCUGACAGAGAGCAAAAAAUAGACCCCUUCAAUCUGAUAGCAGUUUUCGGGUCAGUUAAGCUGAUGACAAGACUGUUGAUCGUGAAGAGCCAUAGCAAAUAUCCGCUAAGGUUUCCCAUAUCAAGGAGCAUCACCACUUAGUGCAAGACGACAAGUAUACUUGCUGGAUAGUCUAGUUUUUCCAGGUGGUUGCCAUGGUGACAGCAUCUGCCACGCCCAUCCCUAUAUCACCAAGUUCGUAGACGAGGCAUGGCAAAAUAGCAAGAGAAGCUCAACAGUGAGCAGCUUUUAACACACGAAGGGAACCACUGUUGUUUUUAUUCUGACUGAGGCCAUCUUAGCAAGGAUUUCAUUCAACAAGUUACACAUCAAUCUAAAAGAGAAGCCCCAGCUGUAGAGGAACAGAAAAAAACACACCAAAGGACUGGUUCCAUCGGUUUAUCCUGAGACAAGGCAGACUGUGGUUUGACAGCCCUUCUCUUGACACGAUCUUGACGCACCAACUGUCAGGUUUUAUCACCUCUACUACAAACAUUUGGACAGGACGGGUCAGGAUGCUACAUAAAAGAGAUGCCACAACAGACAACGUACACCGAGAGCACCGUGGGAUGUAAAUCUGUUAUCUCUACAGAAAGGAGACUGUUCCGCAGAAACAAACUAUCAAUAUUGAAGUUUGGAUGACGUGCGAGAGGGAUACGAUUUAUUCUCAGCAGGCAAAGGACAGCAGUGUUUCUACUUUAUUUGUCUCACACCCACACCACCGACGGUUCCUGUCGUCUGUCCUGAAGUGGUGAGAAAACCUCUGACGUCAGAUAAUUACUGGUGAAUACAAAGCAGGAGAGAGUCCAGACCUCCUCACCCAGCAUCCCCACAGGAAGUGCAACGACCUAGAGGUCAAUCAAUGCUACUUUCUCUAAAUGGGCCCCUGGCUCUGAGAGGACCUAAUUGUUUCCACUGGGAGUGUGUAUAAGAGGUGCGUAGGUGGGUAUCACCGGAUUCUUGUCUUUAUGAUGGAUGGACAAGAUAGACGUAAACCGGAGCCACAUCCUGACGCAACUGUUAAGCAGGCUUAAGGUAUAAAGCGAAAGCACGCAAGAGUGACUUCUGGGAGUUGGAUCUCUUUUCUAAAACCUUGAACGGUGGCAUUGUGUAGAAUACCAAGCAGACAAUAAAUGCAGGAAGCAUCUGAGUGGAUGUCAGAGAAGAAGACAGUCUGAGUUAAAGGAGGACUGAAAGGCAGCCAUCUGAAAGCAUCGAAAAUCAACACUUUGGAACAGACGAAACUCAUAUAAUGGCAUGUAAUAUAACAGGACAAAACUUAACGACAAGCAUCGAUUGGACUACUACUACUAUUGUGAGUAUAACUGUUGAGAUUAUCAUAGCUGUUGCUGCUAUUAUAGGAAAUAGUUUCGUCUGCCUUGCCGUGUACAAGAAUCGACGCCUGCGCGGAACCACAAACUAUUUCAUCGUGUCGUUGGCCGUGGCCGACAUCUGCGUGGGACUUCUUGGAAUUCCGUUUGCGAUCGUAACUGCUCUGGGAUUACCUGACAACUUCCACGGUUGCCUGAUGAUGCUUUCUUUUAUAAUCAUCACGACGCAGAGCUCGAUUUUUAGCCUCCUUGCCAUUGCGGUGGACCGCUAUGUCGCUAUAAUGAACCCGUUACGGUACGAAUACCUGAUGACGACACGAACCGCCCGUUGGGCCAUCGCCGCAACAUGGACGCUGUCACUGCUCAUUGGCAUGGUCCCCUUGAUGGGCUGGAAUUUGGGACCAGCUCAAAACGGAUGUGGAUUUACAGAUGUCAUUGAUUUUGACUACUUUGUCUACUUCAACUUCUUCGGCUGCGUGUUGACUCCACUGCUAAUAAUGGGAUUCAUUUAUUCCACAAUAUUCUGGUCGGUACGAAAACAGCUGCGGUUGAUCAAGAGUACCGACAUCACGACUUCCGCCAUAGAGAAGAAGAAAAAGUAUUUCAAAAAGGAGGUUAAGGCGGCAAAGUCGUUAGCGAUUAUAGUCGGACUGUUCGCAGUGUGCUGGUUACCCUUGCAUACGCUAAACUGUAUCACUCACUUCACCAAAGACCCGUGUGCGUUUCCGUACGAACUGCUCAUGACUGCCAUUCUUCUAUCUCACGCCAAUUCAGCGGUUAACCCUGUUAUCUACGCAUUUCGGAACCGCGACUACCGGAUCACCUUCAAGAGCCUCGUUCAGACAUGUUUCUUUUGUUGUCCGUGGACGGAGAUCGUGUUGAAUGUGUCUGACCAAUCACAAUCCGGCGUGGAAUCCCGCCAUAACCACAUUCAACUGAGGAGUCUCAGUCGCUCACAGAGGAACUUGAUUCACGGGGCCCUCUCACAGUCAAAGUCAUCUGUCAAUCAAAUGAAUUCCCGUACGCCCUCAAAACUAAGCGUAAUGCAGGGAUCCAUGGAAAAGGUCGACCAUGAAAACUACAAGGUGGGUAAAGUCUUGAAAAAGCGUCAGUCUGACCUGAGUUUGACCUCAAUAAGUACAAAUCAAAUCAAUGAACUGGAAUGUUAACUUUCAGACUGCUCCAAGUGACCCCAUCUUUCCUGCCUUGUUCAGAUACUCGGAGCAUCUAGCAGGAUAAGGGUUAAAAACAACCAAGUUGAACUUAUUUAUUAUUGGGAUAUUUUUAUGACAGUGGUACAUGGAACUAUGUUUGGGUAAAAAUCAUGUGCAAAAGAACUGACACCAUUAUACAUUCAUUGUCCUAGAAUGAAAUGUUUCCAAAGACUUUACAUAAAGACAGUAUCGUAUACAAUGCCUUUAAGAAAUCAAAACCACCUUGAACACUGUACACAUUUCAUUGAUUUAACAAAUGGUGGAUACCUAAUUCCUCUCAGAAUUUAUGUGUGCAAAUUUUGUAUGCAAGCAAGUCACUGCCCCCCUCCCCACUUUCUAAACACAUUCCUACAACUCUGUGUACAAUAUUUCUAUUAUAUACCCAUUUGUAAGAUAAGGACAGGACUGGUGUCAAACUACUGUUGAAAAGUUGGUUGAAAGUUUUACGACUCCUAGGAAACAAAAACUGUCACAGUUACUCCAGACUUUGAACUUUUCAGGGACAUGAACUUUAGGUUUUGAAAAAGUUUGGGUUGUGUCUACAAACGUAAUGUAUUUGUUGUUGCAAGCAAUAAUAUGCAAACUUUGCUGUUGCCACAACUUAACCUAUGUUUAUACAUGUGAGCUACAAUGUUUUUGGUGUGAACAGUUGAACAAAGUCAUAUCAAGAAAAGGGACUAUGCUAACUUAAACAUACCUUUGUUAUGCUAUAUUUGUUGCAUAUUUGUACAAUACCUUAUAUUCAGAAAGGGCAGCUAUAUGUUUCUUUACUUUUUUCACUUUUUGACUUAUUAUUGAUAUGAAUAUGUAGAAGAUCUUAAUUGUAGACUAGUAAUAUUUAUGAUAAGUUAGGACAAAAAGAGAUUUACUUAUCAAUAGAGCUUGUAUAUAAAAUGAAUGUUGUCUGUUAUCAAAUUUGAUGCUUUUGCUGAGCAUCUAAAAAGUAUGUUACGCAAAACUUCUCAUACAAGCAAAUGGAUUUUUUGAAGAGUGUCCACUGUUGAAUGUAGUCAAUCCAAAUAAGCUAGAAUCAACAGAAAAGCACAGUUUGAAGAACCGCAUGGAUAUAAAAGUAAAUUUUGAAUUUUGAAAGUAGUCAAAGUAUUGAGGUACAAGUGUUUUAAUUACUUGUGUCAAUGUGUUGUGAUAGCAUAAAGUAGAAUUGGCCAUUGAAAUUUAGCAAUGCUAGAAAUGAUCCUCUCUUUUUCACAAUACCGGGAAUAUACCUUUCAGACAAGAAUUAUGAAAUUUCAAUAUAUUUCAAAUAUUAUCAUUUAUCAAGCUAGGAACGCUAGAAAUGAUACUCUCUGUUUUACAGCCAGAAAACAAGAAUCAUGAAAUAUCAAAAUUUGUUAUUGACAUAUUAAGACUCUACACCAAGACAGGAAUGCAAGUUUUCCUAUAUCUGUGUUUUCUCCGGUAGUGUGCCUUUUGUAGAGGUAGUAAGAAACCAAACCUGCUAUAUAUGUUGCACAAGACAAUAUGUAAACAAGCUAGCUAUGUUGUCAGUACUUUAUCUAUGUUUAGAACUUGUAAUCAGGGUAUUUUUGGAUCAAACAAUUUACCACGCGAUCAUGUUAUGUUAAGUUAGAUGAUUCGUAAUUCCUAGUACAAAUCUGCGAUGUUCAUUUCUCUUAAAAUGUUACAUAGUUAUUUAAAAGAUUGUGAAACUGUCUUGAACUAAACACACAUAGUGAUAAUAGUACAAGGUGUGUCCAGAUAUGCUCUAUGUAAUGUGUGUAGAUUUGGAUCCCUUUUAUCAAUGGACAGUAGUGUGUUGGAGAUGUUUACAGAGUAAAUAUUUGUACAAGUGUGGGAGUCAGAGAGUUAUGUGUAUAAGCUACUGCUGCAUUAAAGCUACUCAGAGCCUCAAUGUAAUGAUGAUGUUGUGAAGUGUAUUUACUGUUUGCCUUGUGACAAAUGCUGUAAUGAAGGGUGUGUGUCAAUGGAAUGAAUCACAAGUUUCUGAAAAUGAAGACACAGAAUCACACAUCCCAUUGAAGAAUAAGUUUGGGGAACAUCUGCAAAGAAUUGUGUGAGUGAAUAUUGCGUGCAUAUGUGUGUGUAGGUGUGUGCACGUUGUGUACUAGGAAUGUUUGCGUGUGUGUGAAAUAUGGGGUACCGGUAGCCUUAUUACAUGAAAAUGGAUGGCAUUUUUUUCUAAACACAAAAUGUUUUGUUGUCCAGUUCUUAUUUUCCUUUCCUGAGCAUUUUGCAUCAUUCUCUGUGAAACCAAUUUUUCGGUCAUUUCUUACUCUGACUAUUAUUCAUCUUUAAAAGCCUGUCCCUCUGCAGUAAUGAAACAUUUGAUAUGUGUAUUCACUGUUG